AUGGGGAAUGCUCAUGCCUUAGAGAAACGUCAGCUUUCAAAUGUUGAAAGUGGAAUAACGAGUUCUGUAGGCAUAAAAGAUUUUGAAAGUCGUUGGAAAUCCUUUAUGAAUUCACUUGAUUUGUCAGCCGAACAUAUAAAACAAAUUGAAUUGUUAGAUGAAGGGAAGAAGGCAGAGCUGCUGUCAAAUUAUGAAUUAAAAAACCCUAGGUGUUCUGCUUUUCACUAUGUUACGCUUUUAAAAGCUAGUCGGAUUGAAUUAUUUUGGAAAAAGAAAGUAGACGGUUCAGCAUUUCGUUCUCUACUAUCGUCAGUAGAAAUUUCUCUUCGUACCAACAAUGUUGAAUGGGUUUAUGACUUUUUAGAUCUCGAGGGCCUUGAGGCACUAGCCGAUCUAAUGUUACAAUGUAUGCAUUUUCUAUCAGGACAGGACACGACAUUCGGCUCACGAAUAUUAUGUGGGAGUAAAUCCUUAGACGAAACUAAUCGGGGUCGCUACGAAAUGUCUUGCUAUGCAGAAGUUCCUAACUUCAUCCGUAAUAGUAGCAUAAAGUCAAACCAUUUUUCACCAAACAAUACAUUUUUACCCACAUCCAUUAUUCACAGUAGCUGUUCAUCAAAAGGUUCUCUACUCACUGCGUCGUUCUUAGACUUUCUCGAAGAUUGCUUACAUCUGUCUCUUCGUUCGCUUAAGGCCAUAUUGAAUAAUCAGAGAGGGUGUAGAAGAGCUAUGGAGCAUGCACUUGUCAUUAGUCUAGUAACUUUCUGUCUUCUGCAUCCUAAUUAUUCAACAAAAACGCUAGCACUAGACAUGCUUACUGCAUUGUGUCUAAUUGAAGGUGGUCACGUGAAAGUCUUGCAAUCCUUCGACAGGUUACGCGUCGUGAUGGGUGAAGGAUUGAGAUUUGAGCUUCUUUUGGCAGCACUCAGAUACCACGAGUCGCUUGAUGAAGAAAGCUACAAUCUAGAUUUUGCAGUAACAUGCGUACAAUUUCUCAAUAUUAUUGUUCAUUCACCAGAGAAUAUAAAUUUACGAGUAUAUUUACAAUAUGAACUCCAACUACUUGGAUUUGAUGAUUUGUUAAAACAAAUUCGUGAUCGUUCUGGGUCACGAUUAAAAGUUCAAAUUGAAGCCUAUUUAGAUAAUCGUGUAGAUUGUUCAUUACUACUAGAAGAUGCUGAAGCUAAGGAAGCAGCUAUUCUGGAACAAGAACGUUUGGAAAAGCAAUUGGAAUCAGAAAGAGCUAUAGCUAAAGAAUCUGAAGAGAAUUUUAAGCUCAAAGAAAAUGAACUUCUUCGUAUUGCUGAAUCAUUACGUAUAAAAAAACGAGAAUUCGAAAUAGCUGCUGCUGAUCGUGAAUCUGCAUUGUACAAACAAAUCAAUGAAUUACAUCGUAACAUUCAGUUGGCUCAACGAGAAAUAUCUGAUUUGAAACAAAAUUUACAUCUUGCACAAACGUGUACAACGAAGUCAUUCACUACAAUGUCCACUUCAACACAUUUUGAAAAUUCAAAGAGGAAUUCAUCAAUAACAAACAAUAGCAUUGAUCACAAUUCCUCAUCUGAUCCACCCACAUUAGUGACACGAGCUAUGUCUAUCGAAGACAAUUUUUCUUUGCAUCCUUGUAAUAAUGGGCAACAACAUAAUUAUCAUCCUAGUCUUGGUUCCGAAGCCUCAUUAAACAAUAACACUAAUGACAUCAAUUGCAAUAAACAAGGCUCUUCAAGUGUUUAUACCGACGCAGAUUCAUCAUUGAUUUAUCGGUCUAAAUUGGAUGUUCACUAUAAUACUGAAGAGCAACAACAGGCACCCGUAAAACCCCAAAGAAAAAUAACAGAUCAAAAAGUAAAUAAUCUAUUUUCAUCUUGUACCCUACAAAAUUUUACUACAUGCAAACAGUUAGCUAACCAAGCAGCUAAUUAUUUAGCCGAACUAGUCAAAUUAGUUUCUAGUUUAUCAGCAACAGAACUGUUCAGUGCUGAAAAUGUUUCAUCCAAUGAUCGUUUAGUUAUGAUUUAUCCAAUUGGUUGGGAGUUUUCAUAUUCUUCUUCGUGUCCUUCUCCUCUCUCUUCUCAUCGACAUCACUAUGGUGAUAGUGUGAUCACACAGUUAACAGCAACACCACUGGAUACUAUAUUCAAUGAUCAGAUAUUCAGGACAUGUUAUUUAGCGAAUAUAUCUAUGAAAGCUGAAGGAAUCUGUACCAACUCGGAAGAUUUCUUUCAUAUUUAUUCUAAUCAACUACCAGAUUUAUGGUUUAAUGCAUAUCAAAAAUUAUCACAGUAUUCAUUAAAGAAACAACAAACUUUAACAUCAAUUAAUUUAUUGCAUAAGACUGAUGAUUCAGUUGAUACAAGACGUUCAAACAUUUUUGAUGAUCUUCAUAGAGUCGGACUUUUAGAAACCUCCUCUAAUAAUCAGUCACUGGAAAAUAUUGAAGCAGUCAACAUCGUUUAUAAUGAAUAUGAUAAGGAGAUCAAAUGUAAUUUUUCUAGAUCAAAAUUAACUGAAUGUUUAUUACAUUUGAAGUUGAAUCCUAUUAUUACACAACAUUUAUUAAAUGAAAUUCAUUGUUUAACAGAGAAUCUUAGAAGUAAUAAUAAUAAUAAUAAUAAUAGUUUAAUGAUCAUGAAUUCAUCAACUAUUGAAUUGUUCGAACAACUGGAAAACAUAUUUCGAAAGUAUUUUAGUCAAUUUAAUAUCGAAGAGUUAUUCCUUUGUAUUACUGGUACUGAUAAAAAUCAACAACGUUGGCCUUGUCUACUCACUUUACUGCAUGGUAAUCUUAUUAAGUUUACUCUGAUUGAAGAAUUGAAACUUAUUAACGAGAAUAUAUCACUAGUUCUUGAAUGCUGUACAAGUAUACUAGUCAGUACUAAAUUACCAUUAAUUAUACAAUUAGUUUGGAGGUGUACAAAUAUGUUAUUGAAUGGUCACAAAUCAACUGGUUUUCAAUUAAAAAGCUUAGAUUCUCUGAUAGAUUGGCAGUUCACAUUACCACGAAUAUCUAAUACUAAAAGUCAAAUAGUCCAACACGAUCAACAAUCCUCCACAACAGCCAAUCAAGUUGAUGAGAUGAAAUUUUUGAAAACAGAUUUCAUGUUAAUGUUUGUCAAAUAUAUCAUGAAAAUUUCACCAAAUUUAUUGAACUGGACAUCAGAGUUAAAUCAAUUGGAUGUUGUGUCAAGAAUCUCAAUAUCUGAUUUAUUCAAACGUAUCGAAUAUGUCAAAUCAAAUUUAACAUUUUUAAUUCAUUAUUCUAAAACUAAUGAAUUUACGAAUAGUAAUAGUAAUAAUUAUACUAAUAACAAUCAUAAUGACAAUAAUAAGGAUGACAAAAUGACAAGCCAAGGUAAUUUGUCAUUAGAAAAUAUAGCAUUGAUUAUUCGUUUAUUUGAAUUAUUAACAAAAACAUCAGAAACAGUAUGUUGUAUUUUACAUUCAACUGCUUAUUGGAUCAAGAGAUUUCAACCGACGUCAUUAUCUACAUCAACAAGUUGUAAUAUAAUGUUAUCGGAUGAUUGGUUAAAUCCACUUGUCAGAUUUGCAUUUUCAUUCAAGAAUUGUGUCAAUGAUCUCGAUAAAAAAUCACGUCAUUCACAAAAUUCCUCAUUAAAUAUACACGAUACUCAAUCUUCUAGUCAUUUACAUCAUCGUCACAGUCAAAAACAUUUAAAAGAACAUGAAAAGAUCCCAUCCUCGUCAAAACGUGAAAAUCGUCAUCGUAAGCCACGUACUCGUCAACUGGAUACAGACGGUCUAAUGGAUGAUAUACUACACAAUCUCACUUUGAAUCCUCUAAGAGCAGAUAUACAUGUGAAACGAUCAGACAAGAUUGAUUAG
This is a messenger RNA of Schistosoma spindalis, 3843 nucleotides long. Lineage: Eukaryota; Metazoa; Platyhelminthes; Trematoda; Strigeidida; Schistosomatidae. The record is from the annotation of a GenBank genome assembly.